This is a messenger RNA of Tachysurus fulvidraco (yellow catfish), 3464 nucleotides long. Its product is annotated as zinc finger protein 251. Gene Ontology annotation, molecular function: RNA polymerase II cis-regulatory region sequence-specific DNA binding; DNA-binding transcription factor activity. Gene Ontology annotation, biological process: regulation of transcription by RNA polymerase II. Lineage: Eukaryota; Metazoa; Chordata; Actinopteri; Siluriformes; Bagridae. The record is from RefSeq and is a predicted model, not a curated record. The coding region runs from base 172 to 1566 and encodes 464 amino acids. The transcript is spliced from 5 exons.
GUGCACUGCGUUGGGUGUAGAAGAUAUUAUGUAACACCUCACACAGGGCACUUAGAAAAGAAUAAAGUGGGGUUUUAGGAUACAGCCGAUAUCGUAGGCGAGAAUUAAAAAGCACUUGAGUUGAGACUUGAAGGGGAGCAAAACGCCAGCAGUGCUCGUGCGUAAAGCGCCAUGGCGGACUCGGUGAAGACGUUCCAGGCGCAUCUGACGGCCGUGAUGGACAGCUUGGUGCGCGCCUCCGUGUGCGAGAUCACCAAGCUGUUCGAGGACACGGUGAACGACUACCUGGUGGAGAUAUCGCUCAACCGGAAGGAGAACGAGGCUCUGAAACUGCGCCUGAGGCUCACCGAGAACAAGCUGAGGAACGAGCGGAAGUACGGGCUCGCUUGGGCGGCCAGUCGGCGCGCAGCCGGCCUGCUCGGUCCUGAUGAGACUGGCUGUGCAAAAAAACGCAAGCUGGAAUCUAGAGGCAAGCAGGCUAAGGAGUGGAGUGGUGGCGUGUGGGAGGAGGGUGUUGGAGGAGUGAGAGAUGAGAGGAGGGACGAGAGGAGGGACGUGUGCCACACACAUCCACCAACCGCAGGGGAAGGAGAGGAGCAGGAGGAGGAGAGGAGACGCGUCUCUGGGGAGAGAAAGGAGGUGGCCACAGUUAAGGAGGAGGAGGAUGUCUACAGGUGUGAGUCUGUGAGGCUGCUGCAGGAGGCACUUCAGAUGAGCCAGACUGAAAGCAACACAGCUCAAGAAGAUUUGGAUCCUGUUUCAACCGGUCCUGGAUCAGCUGUGGGUGAUGUGUGGGAGCAGCCCAGUCUGUCAGCCGAACCCACAAAGAGCAGUGACGAGUUGAGCGGUCUAGAAACAGCCUUAAAGGUGGAGCGUGAGAGGGAGGAGGCGGAGUCUGCACUAACCAGUUCGUCUAAUGCAGUGGACAGAAGCGACAGUGUGGAAUUUAUAGGGUUGGAUGGUUUGUGCAGCUCUCAGCAGGACUCUGCUCCCUCAACACAUGAAGCCAACCCUGCCGAGAUAGGCCCCAGGAGCCAAGGAGGUGAUGAGGGGGAGGAGUCAGGACAAGAGGGCGAGGACUUACUGCAUUUCUGCCCUCAGUGCGGCGGCGGCUUUAACUCUGCAUCCGAACUGGCUGAACACGUGUGUCUGCUAGCCGAGGAACGUUUCCAGUGUUCAGCAUGUGGACGGGACUUCAGUCACGCCUGGAGCUUGAAGAGCCACGAGUGCGUACAGGCAGGCGAACAGCCUCACCGCUGUGAACUUUGUGGGAAACGGUUCACACACUCGCGCUCUCUCGAGCGCCACCAGCUGGUACACACAGGCGAGCGACCACAUCAGUGUCCACAAUGCGGACGCAGUUUUAGCCGUCUGGGCAACCUAGAGCGACAUCAACGCAUCCACACUGGCGAGCGACCGUAUGAGUGCGGUGCUUGCGGCAAGCGCUUCAGUCGCAUCGAGUACCUCAAACGGCACCAGCAGAUCCACAGCGGAGAGAGAGGAGAGAGGAACCAGACUCUCAGUGACACAGAGCUGAAACGCAAUCAGUGCUUCUCCAGCGCCUGAUGAACUGUUAAACACUUGACCUAAUUCUCCAUCCAGCUUUAAAGACCAACGAUCUGUACGUCUGAAUGUCCUUAGAUCCUCAAAGCUGAUUAUUUUCACACACAUUAAUAUCUAAUAGGACUGCAAUAUGUAUAUUAUUUGUUGAUCUCGAUCAUUAUUACGAGAUUAGCUUUUGUAACACCAAUAUUGGAGAAGCCUAGUUAAUGCAAAUGAGCACAACUUAUUAUUAUUUGUUCUUUUAAUCUGCAAGCUUUCUGGAAUCUCAGAGCUUCUUGAUAGCAUGGAAUCUGUGGGUGUAUUUUGGAAGAACAUGGCAAUGGUGCGAUUUGACGUGUCAGUAUUGGAAUUUAAAUUAAUACAAACCUUACAAAGUCACAGGCUCAUGAUGUUUUUAGUAAAAAUAUAUUGUGAUCAUAUCUCAAUCAACACGUGUAGAAAUAUAAUCAGUAAUCUACUCGUUUUGUCCAUAUUGUACAGCCCUACUAUCCUAAUAUCUUGUCCUGAAUCUAAACAGUCAUACAGUAUAAGAAAGGACUGCAUUUCUUGCAGAAACAUGUCAUUGAAAGUAUAUACGUAAAUUGUUAUGCUUAAAAAAAAGCACACACUCCUCUGCAUCAAAAAAAGUGCACCAUGUUUGGUGCGUUACAUUCUGUCUGUGUGAGUCAUACAGUUAGGUGUCUUUAUGUCAUCCUCGGCUAGAGCUAGAAUAAAGUCUGCAUUUCACCUGUGAGGAAGAAUCAGGAUUAAAACCUAAUCACUGAUCUACCACUUCAUCUGAGCAUGACGCCUCAUAUUAAGCCUUAUUUGAGUGGUCUCUGUUAUAAUCAUUUCAUACAUGACGUCUAUAAAAACUUACAUAUCUCUUUUUUUAGUAAACAAAUUCCAGGGACGAGUUUCCCAGCAUUCUGUUCAUUUACACAAAACUUUGGAUGCUAAAUACAAGUACUGAUGAAUUUAUUUCAAGAAAAUGAAAGGAUAUAUGAUGAUUGUAAUAUAUUUAUAUAAAGUGACUUUAUACAGUUCAUGAGUAUAAACGUCUUUUUAAUCAGCCUGAGAGAUAAGAAUCACAUCAUAGGUGAGUCAAAACUGCAAAACAAUAUUGCUGUAAAUUGUGUAAAGUCACAAGGGUGCCGUGUCUGGAUGGGACUAAAUUUAUUACACCACCAUCAUUAUAGUAAUGCUGGUUUUUAGUAUGCAGUUUUGUGAAGAGACAGGGAGGGAGAAAAACAUUUGUUAGCUACAGAAAAUGAUGGAAUUGGUGAAGGAACCCCAGGGAAAACUAAUCUCAUUUGUAAAGUGGCUUUAAGGUUGGUUUAAUUACAGUCUGCUUCAUUACACCCCAUUCAAUAAACCCCUUAAAUAUACAAAAAAAAAGGAUGAGGAACUCACGUCCAUCCUUAUGCUGACACAGUGCUACCUUCAUACAUUAUAGUUCCAUAUUAAUCCCUAAACAGCAUUAAUAGGAUUAUUAAUUACACAAAAGCAGAUUUUUUACUAUAUUUUUUUUACUUUAUUUUUGUCAUUAUAUAAUUAUUAAAUUAUAUAGAUAUCAGUGCCCUAAGUUUUGACUAAUCCCUAUUUGUCUUAUAUGAUACUUACUUCUGUCACUUUAAAAGGUACAAAAGAUAUCACAUCUGAGAAUGUAUUCAAUUUCGAUUCUUGGGUUGAAUUUGAAGAUAUGAGGUCUCAUACUGAUAUUCAAUAUAGGAUUCGUGAAUCCUUAAAACUUGUCCUUAGUUUAUCCGUCAUGGAUCACAAUUUCUUUCUUUUUUUAAAUUAUUAUUAUUAUUAUUAUUAUUAUUAUUAUUAUUAUUAUUAUUAUUAUUAUUUGUUUGUGAACUAUUAGUGAAUGUAUUUCUUUUUUAUAUGUGUAUCAAAAAUAAACUAGGAUUACAGAA